Messenger RNA from Drosophila biarmipes, 1461 nucleotides. Its product is annotated as UPF0046 protein C25E10.12. The record is from RefSeq and is a predicted model, not a curated record. Gene Ontology annotation, molecular function: hydrolase activity. Lineage: Eukaryota; Metazoa; Arthropoda; Insecta; Diptera; Drosophilidae. The coding region runs from base 273 to 1181 and encodes 302 amino acids. The transcript has 2 exons.
UGUUAUCGCCGAUCAGCUGUUACCCGGCCAUGACGUCACGCAGCGACACACGAAUUCGCGUAUUUUGAUUGGCAUUAUCAAAUUGUAUCGCAUUUAUCUGCAAAAACUUGACUAAACAUAAAUAAAUGCGUGCUAAUCAGUGGACGACCAUGUCGCCGGCGAUUGCACUGACUGGUUAAAGGCCUAGCACCAUGGCGAAACAAUCAAAAUCGACGGGACGCAAGGAAGCUAGGAGGAAUUUCUGAUUAUAUUAAACAAAAAGAAUACCAAAAAUGGAGGUGCCAGUACAUCCGCUGAGCCAGGAUCCCACGGCCGCCUGGAGGGAAAUCAGCAAGACGCAGCGCGUCAUCAAGGUGACCAUGAAGCCGCCCACCACCACGGUGGCUCCCAACAAGGCCCGCGUGGUGUGCAUGUCGGAUACCCACUCCCUCACUCCCUACAUCAAGUUCGACAUACCGGAUGGUGAUAUAUUCAUACAUGCAGGGGACUUCACCAAGUGCGGCCAGCUGGAGGAGGUGGAGGAGUUCAACACGUGGAUUGGGGCACUGCCGCAUCGCCACAAGAUCGUGAUUGCCGGCAAUCAUGAGCUGAGCUUCGACCGAACGUUUACCCAUCCUUUCCAGAAAAAUCAGGCGAAAGGCCAUGCUUCGAGCAGCAAACACACUGGCAUGUCCAUUCUCGAUGAUCUGCCCACCUUGGGCAAUGCCAAGGAGAACCUGGAGAGCGCCGUUCAGACUCAGAAUGUCCGAGAGGUACUGACGAACUGUCGGUAUCUGGAGGAUGAGCUACUGGAGAUUUGGGGCAUACGCAUUUAUGGAUCACCUUGGCAGCCGGAGUUUUGCCGCUGGGCCUUCAAUGUGCCGCGAGGUACAGCCUGUUUGGAGAAGUGGAAUCAGGUGCCAGAAGGCAUUGAUAUUCUGGUCACCCACACGCCACCUGUGGGUCACGGCGAUCUUUGCUGUUCCGGCGUAAGAGCCGGAUGUGUGGAGCUACUCAGCACAGUACAGCAACGGGUGCGCCCGAAAUACCAUGUUUUCGGACAUGUUCACGAAGGCUACGGCAUCACCAGCGAUGGCAGGAUCAUCUUUGUGAACGCCUCCACCUGUGACAUCAAUUACCUACCCAACAAUGCCCCCAUCGUUUUCGAUGUGACGCUGCCCCCGGGUUUUCGCAAGGAUUAGAUGGCCUAGAUUGAUAUUUAUUCGCAUUUGUUGCCGGUUCAAUGAAUUUAUUUUUGUCCCCGUUUACGUUUAUUUUAAGAUUUUUAUCUACCGAAAUUUAUAAGCACGAAUUAGGGCGUCUAAAAAAGGAGACUCAAUUCUCUACUUAGACACUUAAGAUCAUGAUUAAGAUGCCAUACAAUAGUUAAUACACUACACCGAUUUGUAGCAGUUUCUAUACAAUUGUCAAACAUUUAAAAGGUUUUAUGAUUAAAGAAGUCCAAUGACUAUAGAACUAGAA